ACGGGCCGCCAGCGGGCGGGAAGAUGGGCCUUCUCGACGAGUUGCGGCGUCUGCUGCGGCGCCUGUUCGAAUGGAUCCUCAGACAGAUCACUGGUAGCUGAAAACCACAUCACAUACCAGUCAGCGAAAAGAUGGCAUGGUCUUUGGUCAUCUUUCAGGCCAAUGUGAGCUCGAGAGACUCUCAAAGGUACGCUGCAGUGACGCACAAUGGGUGAUCCAACACGUGGAUGGAUGGAUCUGGGUGCUGCCUGCCUGUGUGCCUGUGUGUCUGUGUGUGGACACAGACGUUUGACCCGGUUCGUGUGGAGGAGUCGUUGAGGGCGUCGCGGCAGCUGCAUGACGUGGCGCAGAAGCUGCUCAUCAGCAAAAAGGAGGAAGACCUGCAACAGGUGGGUGGGUGAGGUGGGCAGCUCCGUGUGCGGACAGGCAACAAGAGCAUGCUUUGUGUUGGGGUCACGGUCCCUCGCCCAUUGCAGAUGGUUGACGAGGUGCUCCGAAUCAAGGGCGCGAGAGACCCACAAGGGUGAGAAAGAGACAAAGAGCGAGACUGAGUCUCACAGCUCCACGCAUGGCCUCGUUGACCAUCGACAGGUUCCGCAUCGGUCUGCAGAGGAACUGCCAGGCCCUCCGGAACGUCACUCGAGCAUCCUACCUCAUUACAGGUACUGACUGAUUCCCACACAAACCAUCCCACGUCUCAUCUGACGCCAUGCAGAUCGGUGUCACGUGGGUUACUCCUCCGACAACGCCGACCACGAGGCCCUGCUGGACGAGCUGUGGCGGCUGCUGAAGCCCGGUGUGCAGCGGUCGGGGCGGGUCACGAAGGAGUGGGAGGAGCUGGGGUUCCAGGGGCCGGACCCUGCUACCGACUUCCGUGGCCUCGGUGAGUGAGUGAGAUGGGACACAUCACAUGGAUGGACGAAUGGACGUCUGCUGUGUUUGGCUGUGAUGUGAGUCCAUCAGGCAUUCUGGGCCUGGAGAACCUCGUGUAAGCGUGCAAGCAAGCUGAUAAAAAGAAAGAAACGAUGAUUCUUCUCUCCAUCCUGUCUGUCUGUGUGUGUUGUCUGGUCUGGUCUGUCUGCCAAACAGGUUCUUCGCGCGACGGCACCCGUCUGUGGCCCGGAAGCUGAUGGUCGAGGCGGGGAAGCACCCCAAGUACUGGUACUUCUUUGCCGUGACCGGACUCAACAUCACCGGAUGGAUGCGCGAGUGGCUUGAGGUGAUCGAGAUGCGGGCAGACAAACCAAACCACACACACAGCAACCGGGGGCAGCCGGGGGCACAGACAUAUGGGGUGUGGUGUGUGUGCCACAUGUCUGUCAGAACCACGAGCGCAUCGCCUUCUACUUCUACCACGCCGACACACCUGAGCAGGCCUUCGAGACCUUCAACCACAUCUAUGGUCGGUCAGCCCAGCCAGCCACCCCCACUCACACCCCCACCUCUCCUGUCUCUCUCUCUGCGUGUCUCUGUCAGUGUAUGUCUUUGCGUCGUUCCACCCCUAUUGGUUUCGGUGCCAGCCCGCGUCCAUCAUGGAGUUCAACACCGUGGCCGACCGGUUCGUCAGCCAGCUCAGCUUCCCUGCCCUCCCGGCGCAUGAGCUCACCACGGCAAGUACUGCUGCUGCUUCUGGUGGUGCUGGCGAGAGGGGUAGCGCGCCGAGGUCGGUUGAGUAUGAGCAGGGCCAUGUUUGGCAUGAGCCAGAGGAUGAUAGGCCCACCUCGUCUAAGGCUCAUGAGGAGUGAGGGAGUGAGGGACUCGGUGGUGUGCAGACAGACAGUCAGUGAAUGGGUUUGGUGUACAGAGCUAGAGAGAGUCAGAGAGGAC
Molecule: messenger RNA, 1827 nt
Organism: Vitrella brassicaformis
Lineage: Eukaryota; Vitrellaceae
Source: the annotation of a GenBank genome assembly